AGAUUCCAUUCUCUCUUUGUUUUUUUGGUGGUGGUGACUUCGAUGAUGGUUUCUUGAACUUUGAAAAACUGCAACAUAGGAAGGAAGAAAUCGACACAUUGUGCUGCGGACCCCACUGUCUAGCUAUCCUCAACUGUCAUGUACCCAACAACAUUGUAAAGCUCUCCUCCACUUUCACUUUCCUUCUCAACUUUCCUUCACCAUCAACUCUCUCUCUCUCCACUUUUUCUCACUAUUCAAUGGUUGCCCAUUUCAUAAUUAUGCCUUGAAAAUCAUGGGUCGGUCCUAGAUUACCAUUUUCUUCUUCUUUUUGCUGUCAUAGAGAUACCCAGUUGAGAAAGUUUUGAUUUUUUCUUCUGGGGUGGGUGAAAUUUUCUGCAACAUUCUUCAGAACAGAAAGAAUGUGGUGUUUCAUUCUUUUGAGUGUCUGAGAGGUAGAGAGAAUCUCAAAUUUUUAAUUUUUCAUGGUUCAUGUGAUUCAUAUUUGGUUAAAGAGUGUAACUUCAGAGAGAAUUAUGUGUGAGAGUUUUUGGUUAGUGGUGGAGAAGAAUUUAGUGGGGACUCUUCAUGUGCUGUGUUGUUUCAGUGGAUGAACUGUUGAAGGAGAUGAAUGCUUCAUUUUUGCAGAAUUGCACUCAUGGAUUUGGUUGUCUGUUCCAGAAGUAAUGGAGUUCUGCUUGAAUUGGUGAUUUUGGAAUUUGGAUUUGAGUGAUUUGACUGUUUUGGGAUAGGAAUUUUGGUUUAAUUAUAAUGAAGCUUUUUUGUCACGUUUGAUCAUUGACUAUUUUUUCUUAUGCCGGAAGAAAGGGGAAUCAAAUGAGCUGUGAUUCUGUGACUUGUUGUCAAUCAUAAAUCGACCUUUUCCUUUUAGAGAAGCGCAGAUAACUGGUAAUUUCAGCUUUUUCUCUGUGGAGCUUCAUGAUUCAGAUAGUUAAGCCCUGUAGAAACAGCAAGGCAUUGAUACCUUCUCCUCCAAAGGAAGCUAGAAUUUGCAACUUGGGGGAGUGAAAUUGGUAUUCCUAGAUGCUUCAUCAGUGGACUAAUCAAUCUGCAUCUUUGCCUUUAAUUCAUUCACCAAGUUGAGUGGAAAAGGCUCAGAAUAGGAGAUUCUCAAUUCAGGUUUUGCAAUCUUACCACUGAAAUGUUUUAGAGGGCUAUAGGAAAAAUAACGCCAAGGCUAUAUUUCCAUCCUUAGGGAAAGGAAAAGAGGAAAGAUAGAACGGAACCGUGUCCAAUCACCAUGGCAAAGAAGUCCCAAAGACGCCAAAUCCGGUAUGAGAAAGAUAAAGCAGGCUGUAUGUGGGGUUUUAUUAGUAUGUUUGAUUUUCGCCACGGUCACCCCACUCGGAAGCUGAUUGCAGACAAGAGAAGAAGCAGCAAGCAUGCUGUUGGUGUUGUACAUUCUAAGAACAAGUUUGAGAUGUUGAGCAAUAUGGAUGAAGAUGGUCAAGGCUGUUCUGACAGUGGACAGAGUAAAAGACCGACAGUGAGAGCUGCUUCUACCAAGCCAAGUGUGAAGAAACUCAUUGAAGAAGAGAUGUUCAUUGACCAAAAUGCAAUGAAGGAAAAAGAUAAGGCUCAAGUAGAAUCAAAGGAGUCCAGGUUAAGGCGUGAAGUCUUCCUCAAGUUAGAUUCCAAAAGAAAUAAGAAAUCUUUUGAGAAAGACCGUGAUAUCACCAGAGAUUCAAAUUUGGAUGAAACCUUGAAAUCUCAAAUCUCAAAUCGUCAGCAUUCAAGGAAGCAAUCUAAAGAUAAUCUUGAUCUGGAAAAGAUAAUUGAAGAGUUCUGUCAUCUAGAAGGUGUUUGCUCCAUGGUGCAUGGCAACAAUAGAGGAGUAGAAGUUCAUUCGGAAUCAAACCACAUGCAUGAUAUUUCUGAAAACAAUGCUAGAGCUGCAAUUAUUGAACUUGUGAAUCAGAUGAUAAAUAACGGCAAAGAUGUGGCAGAAGCUAGAAAAUUCCUUUGCUCCCAUGAACUAAUGGAAGCACUUCAGCUCAUAAGUUCAGAUAAGGAAUUGUUAAAUACACUUAUAUUGAAAUGUAUUCAAGAGUUUGGGAAUUCUCAGGGGGAAAAUGACAAAGAAUGUAGUUGUCUUGCUGGUUCCAACUUUUCUGAACAAGAUCAUGGAAAUCUGGAGCAAACUAGGGACAUCGUCAACCAUAAGAAGCAUAAUUUUUUCAGGAAAAAAGUAAAGUCUCAAUCAAAAAGUUCAACAAAUGAAAAUGGGAAUACUGACUUUCCAAAUAGAAUUGUUGUUCUGAAGCCUGGAAACCACCUUUCCUCAUCCCUGGAUUCUCAUGAUACUGUCGAAUAUGACGGUCCUUCGGUGAAAGGUAGUUCACAUUUUUCUCUUUCUGAGAUAAAAAAGAAAUUAAAGCAUGCUAUGGGAAAGGAAAGACAUGGAAACCUUGAAGGGGUCUCAAACAAGGGGCUUAGGACCAAAUCCAUGGCUAAAAACAGUGUUGGAAUGAGAUCUCCUAAUAAAGAUCAUUUCUUCAUUGAAAAAAUUUCUAGACCUACGACCGGUGUUAUGAAAGGAGACAAGACUGUUGCAAAUAAAGAUUCUGAACUGAUUGUAGAAAAUGAAAAGGGUUUUUACCCUAAACAAGGGGCUUCUAACUUAUACAUAGAGGCUAAGAAACAUCUGUAUGAGAUGGUAGGUAAUGGAGAUAAGAGCAUAGACUUGUCAAGUAGGCAGAGUUCCAAAAGCCUUGGGAGAAUACUAUCUCUUCCUGAGUAUAACUUUUCUCCCUUUGGCAGUCCUGGAAGGGAUUGGGAGCAACAUUUUGUGACUGCACAGACAAGAUUUUCUACUUCAGAUAAAAUUAGGGAGGUGAGUAAGGAUAAUUUGUCUCCCGAGCAAGCAACCUUUGGUGGUGGUAUGGAUCAAGAAACAGGCAAUGCAGAGAAUCUGGCAAGUAUUUGUGAUGAAAGCUCUAGUAAUAAAGUACAAGAAAUUAAGUCAGAGUCGAAUUUCUCAGAUGAGCUUAGUCAUGUUGAUAAAGAGGAGAAUUAUUGUCAUGUUAGAGAUGAGAUUGUUGCUGAAGAAUCUGUAAAAGAGAUAAACGUUUUGGAAUCUUCCUCAGAACCAGUUGGAAACAGUGCACUAAAGGAGGAGCAAAACUAUGAUGAGUCAGAAGUUCCCGAUAGUGCAAGAUGUUCUAAAUGUUUGAAGCAGGAUGUAACAGAAGAAAACCAACCAUUGUCUCCACAGUCAUCCCCAUCCCACUCUUCCAUCACAAAGAAAAUUAAAGAGCUAGAAUGUGUUGCGGACGUAUCUGGACGGCCCAGUCCUGUUUCUGUUCUUGAUACCCCAUUCUUAGAGGAUGAUGUCAAACCUGGGUGCUCCAGAUUUCAAACUGUUGAAGUACCAGUACCGCCACUACAUAUCCAAUUUGAAGAACAAGAUUCUUCACCUGUGAAUCAAACAGAUAGAGCAAAAUAUUGUUUUGAAGAAAAUGAGUUGAUAUAUGACUACAUUAAAGCCGUCAUGCAAGCCUCUGGAUUGACUAGAGACCAGUUGUUGAUGAAAUGUCUUUCCUCAGAUAAGAUACUAGAUCCUUCAUUGUUUGAUCAGGUAGAGUCUUUACCAAACCAAGUUUGCCGUGAUCCGAAGCUCCUAUAUGACUGUAUCAACGACAUUCUCACGGAGGUUUGUUGCCAUUACUUCGGGGCCUCACCUUGCGUAUCAUUUGUCAGUCCUGGCAUAAGACCAACUCCAAAUAUGAAAAGAGUCAAUCUCAAGGUCUGGGAAGGAGUGUGCUGGCUUCUCCUUCCCUUGCCCCCACCACACACCUUGGACAAAAUUGUUAGGAAAGACAUGGAAAAAACUGGAGCAUGGAUGGACCUUCGAUUCGAAGCUGAAACAGUCGGUUUCGAAAUGGGCGAUGACAUUCUUGAUGACUUGAUGGAAGAUGCAGUACUGAGCUGUGUAAGCAAAAGUGACGGAAGUGAAUGUUCUCAGCUUCAAUUUGAGUUUAAUGACAACAAGAGCAGCACCAAUAUGUAAAAGACAACUGACCAUUAGCAUGUUUGGAUCAGCUUUUAUUCAGAAUCAAUUGUGGCACCCGGAAGCUACUCAUAGAAUCUUCUCCUGAGAACUGAUUCUGACUUCAUACUCAGUUGUGAAAGGGUUUCCAAACAUGCACUACGUUUUGUUCAUAUCACCUGUUAAAUUCCUUUGUGAGAGGAUGAAGGGAAGUAAAGAAUACUGGGAAAGUUGUGAUAGACUUUUCUGUAAAGCAUGCUUGGUAGCAUUUCUCUUGGUCAUGCUUGACUUUACAAUAUUACAUAGUUUCAUGGUGAAUGAAGAUACUCAAAUAAGGGAACACAACACAAGUCACAAGAAGUAAAUAGGAAGCGCUGCAACUGCUUCUCUCUAAAGUACAAACCACAAGCAGUGCUUGUCUUGUUUACAGUGACAAAGUAACACUUUUAUUAUGUGUGUUCUUCACUUAAUCCUGUAAGGGCCAACGGUAUUUAGUUGUAGAUUUUGUAGAGUUUGAUAUGCUGAUUAUAUUAGCUGGUGUGAUAUGAUUUUGUUUGAUAUCAUCAUCAUCGUAACUUCUUUGUAUAAUAUUUUUUUGUUUCUGUCAAUCUAUUGUAUGUACAAGUUUGGAAAUAAUGAAGUGUGAUUUGAAGUUUCCAUUCA
Messenger RNA from Lotus japonicus, 4651 nucleotides. RefSeq lists its product as uncharacterized. The transcript has 7 exons. Lineage: Eukaryota; Viridiplantae; Streptophyta; Magnoliopsida; Fabales; Fabaceae. The record is from RefSeq and is a predicted model, not a curated record. Bases 1241 to 4009 code for a protein of 922 amino acids.